Molecule: messenger RNA, 951 nt
Organism: Meloidogyne enterolobii
Lineage: Eukaryota; Metazoa; Nematoda; Chromadorea; Rhabditida; Meloidogynidae
Source: the annotation of a GenBank genome assembly
UUUGCACGGGAUGCUUGGACGCGGAUUCUUUCUUAUUCCCUUAAUUUCAGAUUUAUUCUUCCAUUAUUAUUAAAUUUUAAUUAAUUUAAAAUGCCAGUCUUUGCUGUUAAUCGUUCUCCAAAACCAAUGAGAAAUGCUUUGUCAAUGCCUAGUGAUCCACGUACUGAUCCUAGGCCUAAGAAAAUAGAGGAGGAUGUAAAACUACUUCGUUCAGAAUUAAACAACUUGAGAAAACAAAAUACAGCUUUAAACAAAGGAAUAAAAAAUUUAGAAGCAGAAAUUGGUGAAAGUGCUUUUAAACGUUUAGUUGAACAAGUAGCCUCACCGGAGUCUUCAUUAGUGGAGGCAGAGGAAUAUUCUUCUUGUACUGAGGAAUUAAAAAAACAACAAAUAGAAUCCAUCAAAAAUUCUCUCAAUCCAAAACUUUUAAAAUACAUAAACAACAAAGAUGAAGAAAUAUUAUUUGCUUCAAUAGAUAUUAGAGAGUGCCAACCAAAAAUAUUUUAUGCUCAAUGGAACAAUCAAAAUUUACUUUCAAUUAUUGGGCCUAACGAUAUACGUAAAAGAACAUUUGGCUCAGUCCAUAUCGCCGAUAGAAUUCUUUCUAUUGAUACUUUGCUCAUAGACAAUUUAUUUUCUGAUAACAAUCAAAAAGAAAUUAUUCUCGAUACUUCUUUAAAUUACAAAAAAGAAAUAAAAGACAACAAUAAAAAAAUUUUAAAUACAAAAAGAAUUGGAGGAGAUGAGCCUAACAACGUCAAAGAACUUGCUCAAUUAAAUUCUUUUGCUCAUUCAACAAUUCUAAAUGAAAAUUUCCAUCAUUUCCCUCAAAGUCUAGAUCAAGUUCGUGAAUUUGUGGAGGAAUAUUUAAAGACAAAAUUAUCAAAAGAAGUUCCUUUCCUUGUACUUGGUUUGCUUAGACAAUCGACAAAAUUAAUGGCGGUGGGUUGA